AUUUGUUUGUCGUUAGAAAUCGUCGGACACAGCCGCAGUGUUUUCUCCGAGCGGGAAUUUAAGUUCAAUUUAGAAAUCCACAAAGUCGGUCAGUAAUAAAUUACAAUUGUUGCAAAUUUGAUGGGCGGUUCGGAGACAAUCAUUUAAUGCGGAAAUAAACUUUGCUCGGUAGAAAGUUUACGGAAAUAUAUUCACUGUGUGUGAGGAUCUAUUGAAAAAUAAACGAGUGAAAAAGAUUAUCCGUCUGUAAUCAAAUACAAGCAAUUAAAAAAAUUAAAAAUUAAAAUAAACCAUCAGCACCAAAAUGUCGCCGAACAGCAAAUUAGAAAAACCAGUCAAUCCCAACGAGCACCUGCAUAUACCAAAGUGGGUGAACGAGGACUAUUUCCUGCCAAUUCUUCAGAAGGAUGUGGAAACCUUUGACAAGGUUUUGAGCUUUACACCCGUUGCGGCCACCGCACCUGGCGAGAACUAUACCUCCAUUAUGAUCCGGGUCAUCGUGGACAUUUUGCUACAGGAUGGCAGCGAGCAGAAAGUCUCGUAUAUUUUAAAAACCAUGCUGGAGGCGGACAGCGGAGCAGAUGUGGUUAAUGGCAUGGGAUUGUUCCCCAAGGAAAGGAAAAUGUACGAGGUGCACAUACCGCAGUUUGUAAAGCUCUACAAGGAGGCCGGCCUGGAAAUUGAGUUGGCACCCAAGUGCCUCCACGUCGACGCCACCGCCGAAUUGAUCACCCUAGUUUUCGAGGAUCUGAGCCGGCAGCACUUCAAGAACUUCGAUCGACUAAAGGGAUUUGACCUGCCGCACAUGCGUCAUGUGCUCCGGAAAUUGGCCGAACUCCAUGCCGCCUCAGUGGUCGCCAGGGAAUUAAAUGGGCCCUACGAUCCCCUGUACUCCCUGUCCAUGUACAACGAACAGAGUCGUGAACUUUUUGAGGCUCUGGGAGAGAUGCGACAGGCGAUGUUCCUCAAGGCGAUGCAACAGUGGGACCUCGAGAAUGUCGAAAAAUACAUCGCGCAAAUGUGGAGCCCCCUUGAAGUGUUCGAAGAAGCCCUGCAUAUCAACAAGGUCGAUGAGACCGAAUUUAAUGUGCUGAACCACGGCGACUGCUGGUCCAACAACAUCAUGUUCAAUUACAAAGACAACGGUGAGAUCGAUAGAACCAUAUUUGUGGACCUGCAGAUAGGCAAGUGGGGCAGUCCGGCCCAGGAUCUUUGGUACCUGAUCACAACAUCUGCAUCGCUGGAUAUCAAGGUCAAGGAAUUCGAUCACUUUAUUCAGAUCUAUCACGAGCGUUUGGCAGAAUGCCUUAAACUUCUGAACUACUCCAAAACCAUUCCCUCUCUCAGGGAUCUGCACAUUAUGAUGCUGAAAUACGGAUUCUGGGGACCCCUAACCGCUAUGGGUGUGAUGGUGGCGACAUUUUUGCCCACUGACAAGGACGCCAACAUAAAGAUGAUGAUGGCCCCAGGACCCGAGGCCGAUGCCAUCCGUUACAGGACCUUUAUAAAUCCCUUUUAUGCUAGGGCCAUGACGCAGCUUCUGCCGUUUUUCCAAAAUAAAGGACUUUUGAAGUCGGCUUAGGUUUUAGUUCGGUUACUCUUUACAAUGUAGCCACUGUACAUUUUGUGUGAUAUCGUAUAUCAUAAGAGACAGCAAUAAAUAAGCAACAUUUAUUUAAUUUAAA
Messenger RNA from Drosophila subpulchrella, 1685 nucleotides. RefSeq lists its product as uncharacterized. The transcript is spliced from 4 exons. The record is from RefSeq and is a predicted model, not a curated record. Bases 305 to 1582 code for a protein of 425 amino acids. NCBI's taxonomy places the organism in Eukaryota, Metazoa, Arthropoda, Insecta, Diptera, Drosophilidae.